GCCAGGUGAAGCGGGCGUCGCACCGACGUGCUGCCGCCCCUCCUUGCCGUGCCCGCGCCGAGGUCCCUCCCGCGGAGGGCGGGCCCGACUCCCGCGGCCUCUAGGGGCUCUCCGCGAAUUCCCGCUUGGCAGGCCGGCAGAGGACUGGCCCCGUAGGGUCCUGGGAUCUUCCCUCACCUCCAUGCUCUAGAGAGCUGACCGCAGAAGGGAGAAAGGAGAGGAGAGAAGGCCACAGGAGGCACCAUGUUCCGUAAGAAAAAGAAGAAACGUCCGGAGAUAUCAGCCCCACAGAACUUCCAGCACCGUGUUCACACCUCCUUUGACCCCAAGGAAGGCAAGUUCGUGGGCCUGCCACCACAAUGGCAGAACAUCCUGGACACUCUGAGGCGGCCCAAGCCUGUGGUGGAUCCUUCUCGAAUCACACGGGUGCAGUUGCAGCCCAUGAAGACGGUGGUACGGGGCAGCUCAGUGCCCACGGAGGGCUACAUCUCGGGCCUGCUCAACGACAUUCAGAAGUUGUCAGCUAUCAGCUCCAAUACCCUACGUGGACGCAGCCCCACCAGCCGGCGGCGGGCACAGUCCCUGGGGCUGCUAGGAGAUGACCAGUGGGCUGCCGACCCUGAUAUGUACCUCCAGAGCCCUCAGUCUGAGCGCACCGAUCCCCAUGGCCACUACCUCAGCUGCAAUGGGGGCACACCAGCAGGUCACAGGCAGAUGCCAUGGCCAGAACCACAGAGCCCACAGGCCCUGCCCAAUGGGAUGGCUGCCAAGGUACAGUCACUGGGCCCUGCUGAGUUCCAGGGUACCUCACAACGCUGCCUGCAGCAGCUGGGUGCCUGCCUCCAGAGUUCCCCACCUGGCACCUCACCCCCCAUGGCCACAGGGAGGCUUGGGGUGAAGGCUGCCAAGCACAGCUCCGAAGAGGCCCGGCCGCAAUCCUGCCUGGUGGGCUCAGCCAUUGGCAGGCCAGGUGGAGAAGGCAGCCCUAGCCCGAAGAACCAGGAAAGCAGCCUCAAGCACCGGUUCUUCCGGAGCAUGUUCCUGUCCACAGGCUCUGCGAGCAGCAGCAAGCCGGUCCCUCUGCCACAGAACAAGCUCAAUUCUGCUUUCCGACCACCACAGAAAGAUUCCUCUUCAAACCUGGUAGCCAAGGCCCAGUCCUUGCCCUCGGAUCAGCCCAUGGGGACCUUCAGUCCUCUGACCACCUCAGAUACCAGCAGUCCCCAGAAGUCCCUCCGCACAGCUCCAGUCGCUGGCCCACUUCCGGGCCGGUCUUCUCCAGCAGGCUCCCCCCGCACCCGGCAUGCUCAGAUCAGCACCAGCAAUCUCUACCUGCCCCAGGACCCCACAGUGGCCAAGGGGGCCCUGGGUGGCGAGGACACGGGCAUUGUGACACAUGAACAGUUCAAGGCUGCGCUCAGGAUGGUGGUGGACCAGGGUGACCCUCGGCUGCUGCUGGACAGCUAUGUGAAGAUUGGGGAGGGCUCCACGGGCAUUGUGUGUCUGGCCCGGGAGAAGCACUCAGGUCGCCAGGUAGCAGUCAAGAUGAUGGACCUCAGGAAGCAGCAACGCAGGGAGCUGCUCUUUAACGAGGUGGUGAUCAUGCGUGACUACCAGCACCUCAAUGUGGUGGAGAUGUACAAGAGUUACCUGGUAGGAGAGGAGCUGUGGGUGCUGAUGGAGUUCCUGCAGGGCGGGGCCCUCACAGACAUCAUCUCCCAAGUCAGACUGAAUGAGGAGCAGAUUGCCACUGUGUGUGAAGCUGUGCUUCAGGCCUUGGCUUACCUGCACGCCCAGGGUGUCAUCCACCGGGACAUCAAGAGUGACUCCAUCCUGCUGACUCUUGACGGCAGGGUGAAGCUCUCAGACUUCGGGUUCUGUGCUCAAAUCAGCAAAGAUGUCCCCAAGAGAAAAUCCCUGGUAGGAACUCCAUACUGGAUGGCUCCUGAAGUGAUCUCCAGAUCCCUGUAUGCUACUGAGGUGGAUAUCUGGUCUCUGGGCAUCAUGGUGAUUGAGAUGGUGGAUGGAGAGCCCCCCUACUUCAGCGACUCCCCAGUACAAGCCAUGAAGAGGCUCCGGGACAGCCCCCCACCCAAGCUAAAGAACUCUUACAAGGUCUCUCCAGUGCUGCGAGACUUCCUGGACCGGAUGCUGGUACGGGAACCCCAAGAGAGAGCCACAGCCCAGGAGCUCCUGGAUCACCCCUUUCUGCUGCAGACGGGGCUGCCUGAGUGUCUGGUGCCCCUGAUACAGCUCUACCGCAAGCAGACGUCCACCUGCUGAGCCCGCACCCAGGGUGCACCUGCCACCUGUGCCCACAGGCAAAGGACACUGGGCAGCUGUUCCAUUGGCAGGGCCUACCCGCCUGUCACUCUCAGUGUUCUCUCCAAAGAUCGAAUGUGAAGCUCCACCCUUUCCCUCUUGCCCUUUUGCCCACUGGGCCAGGCCGGACCUGCCCCCUCGGUCUCACUCCCCAGAGUCCCAGUUGCCUUUGGGAUGGCAGUGACCCCUUCUGCAGGUUUGGCCCUUUGUUAUUUGCACAGGGAUGUUUCUAAGAAACGUGGAGAGUGGUGCUCCUGGCCACGAGCCAGCAAGGCUGACGGGCUGCUGCAGAUUUUUAAAGGCAGUGUCCACAGCGACCCGGGCCACCAGGAGCUCCAUCUUCACAUGGACACUUGCUAUUCUCAGCUAAAGCUUCAAACCCUGGAGUCCCAGAGGGCCGUAGGGAAGGAUUUCGCUGCCUGAAUCCUUCUUCCUCCUCUGGGCUGACUUCUGGAAGCCCCGCUUGCACCUGUUUCCGGUCUGCUCCCUGGUCUCCCUAGAAAGCCUCUACAGAACUGUGAAUCGCCUGUGUGGGGGCCAUGGGGGCAGCAAGGGGGAAUCUUCUGAGAGACAGUGGGGUUGGCAGUAAACGUGGUUCCAUUUUCCAGGAUGUAGAGAACAUAUUCAUUCUCUCUCUCUCUCUCUUUCUCCCUCCCUCACUUCUUCCCUCCCUCCCUCUC
This is a messenger RNA of Apodemus sylvaticus (European woodmouse), 3002 nucleotides long. RefSeq names its product p21 (RAC1) activated kinase 6 (gene Pak6). Bases 244 to 2283 code for a protein of 679 amino acids. Lineage: Eukaryota; Metazoa; Chordata; Mammalia; Rodentia; Muridae. The transcript has 10 exons. Gene Ontology annotation, biological process: intracellular signal transduction; regulation of MAPK cascade; protein phosphorylation. Gene Ontology annotation, molecular function: protein serine/threonine kinase activity; ATP binding. Gene Ontology annotation, cellular component: cytoplasm. The record is from RefSeq and is a predicted model, not a curated record.